UAUAACUAUAUCUGUGAUAACUGUGUAUCCCUAUCAUCUUACUCUCAUCCUACCUAUCGGGCCAUAUGUAUAUGUGUGUGCAUAUAUAGAUAUGCACCCGUGUAAUGUUUUUUGUCAGGUAUCAAAAUACCUUAUCAGGAAGCCACUGAUGCACAUGUCAGUGCCACACUUAGAUGUAUACACGUCCAUCAGGUGGUCAGCUGUUGGCCUGUGUCUAUUACAUGUGUUAAUGUUUACACUUUGUCAAAGAGCGAGUGCACACUGUUGUUAACACACAUGUACUAAACAAGGAUGUGGAUAUAUAGCAGCAUGUUUUGAAUUUUGACACAGAGCUGUCACAGACUGUAUUUGUGAAACCACAUCCACAGGAGUCGGCUUAAUGUAGUAUAUAUCACACGGAGGGAAAGAAAACAAACAAUCUACACUAUACCGAACACACGUGUGCUGAUAAAAAUAAUCGAGAGUUGUCGACGGACUAGAGGACUGCAGGAUGCUGAUACUAAUUCAACCUUAGGUUUCUUCGACCUGUUUUAGAUGAAAUGUUUCUGUGACAACGGAGUGUUCAACAUUAUAUAUUUCUAUGUAAUCCAGACAUAAUAAUAUUUGUGGAACUUCUUCUCAAGUCCUUUUCCUGGUAUAUAUCAGUAUAUUAUAUUUCUGGAUCCUAUUUGUUGGACUUGUAUGCUCACAUACUUAUAUCUAUUACUGGGACUUGGUCAAACACCAGUUGUUCAGAUUUCCUAGAUUUCUUCAGAUUGAAUUAUUUUGGGAUUAAUUCAAGCAAGAAUUUCUUUUACAAGAUGAGUUACCAAGAUUUUCCUUUGAUGUACGAUUUCCAAGCUGCCAUGAGUGAUAGCCCCUAUGGCCUUGACCCUGGUAUGGACCAUGGAGGAUACUUACCGCCCAAUGCCUAUGACCAGUACAUAUACAACCAGAAACAGGGAUACCUACCUCAGCACCACCCAAAUCCACAUAAAUCCAUGUUUGAUGCGGUGGGGAUGUAUGGAGAGAUGCAGAGUCCUAGCAACAUGUCCACAACGAGUCUGUCCCCGUCGCCACCCCCGCCUCCUAGGAUGUACAAACCAUGUGUCGUGUGUAGCGACAAAUCCUCAGGGUAUCACUAUGGAGUCAGCUCCUGUGAGGGCUGCAAGGGAUUUUUCCGUCGUAGCGUACAAAAAAAUAUGCAAUAUACUUGCCACAAGGAUAAAAACUGCCCCAUCAACAAAGUGACACGGAAUCGCUGUCAAUACUGCCGGCUUCAAAAGUGUUUCGCCUCAGGAAUGUCGAAAGAAGCUGUAAGGAACGAUCGAAACAAGAAAAAGAAAAUGAAAGUCGAAAUUGAUGGUACAGAUACAGCAUGCUCAACAGAAGAAGUAACGGACGAUGAUAUGGGUAUUCUACAGGAAAUACUCGAUGCUCACAAUUCCACAUUUCCAAAUAUAGAGGAGGAAGUCUUGUCCCCCGUGAGUACGAAUCCAGUGUUGGACAGUUCGGAGGAGAAACAAAUUAAAGGGGAACAGCAACAGGAUAAUAAGGACGACGACGACAAAGAGCAAACUGUGAAAUUAAUGUUAUGGGAACGUGUGACUGAACUUUCAUCCAAAGGGAUUAUUAAAAUAGUGGAAUUCGCAAAAAAGAUUUCUGGAUUUACCUCCCUUUCCUCGUCCGAUCAAAUUACGUUACUAAAGGCAGCCUGUUUAGAAAUAAUGAUAUUACGAUUAUGUUCCCGGUACAACCUCGACCAGGAUGUGAUGAUGUUUAGUGGCGGACUUACUCUCGACCGCGAUCAGUUACAAAAUGGAGGUUUUGGAUCACUAACAGAGACAAUAUUUAAAUUUGCUUCCUCUCUCAAAAUGUUGGAAAUUGAUGACAUGGAAUUCGCCGUGUUAUCAGCUGUGUGUUUAAUAAGUGGAGAUCGAUCCGGUUUAGAAAAUCCACAGAAAAUUGAAGAAAUGCAGGAACCUAUUCUCGAGGCCUUGAAACAUUACAUCCGGACGAGGCGGAAAGAUCAACCAAUUACAUGGGCCAAGAUGUUAAUGAAGGUGACGGACCUGCGCAGCAUCAGUGUGAAAGGAGCAGAAAGGGUGCUUCAUCUGAGAUUAGAAAUGCCGGACGAAUUACCUCCCUUGAUCAUUGAGAUGUUAGACAGAUCAGAGAAUGUCUGCUUGCCUUGAUGUUUACACCAGGGAUAUCAUACCUAAAUUAAAUAUACGGUGAUAUGGUCUUAAUCCAGGAUGUUUUUUGUUACACAAACUCUACUUUUCAUGGUGAUGAAUUGUGUGUUGAAACUGGUACUAUUUUUCUGCAAAGUCUUGGAUAUGAAACACAAAAAUAUUUAUUCUAUAUGAAGCUGAGUUCUAAAGGACAAAAGGAAAUGAUGUUUUAAAACAUCACUUGACACUGACGAAGCUUCAAGGUUAGAUGAUUCCUCAUUGUUUCUAAAAGUGUUAUAAAUACACUUUGAAGUUUGUGAAAUGUGCCUGAUAAAAAUGGAUUCAGGAAACAUACUAAUCUACUAACACUUGAUUUAUACAUAUAAAGCCAGCAUAAUGCUCAAGUUAACUCUGAAUUAUUAUCAAUCUGAUUCAUAUCAAAUCCUUCUCUCCGUUCCAGUUAUUGUGUUAGAUCCUGCAGCACUGCAGUAGGGUCAUUAAGUGCAUUCUGGUGACUUAGUACUAUGUUGCUUGGUAUUAUAUACACAGUAUGUACUAUGUUGCUUGGUAUUAUAUACACAGUAUGUACUAUGAUGCUUGUAUUAUAUACACAAUUUUUUCGAUACUUAUCAUUUUCAAAAGCAGCAUACUGAUUGGGUAAAGGAAAAGGUCGACAGAACUUGACCUCAAAGUAACAGAAUGAAGGAUUUGAUUUGUUUUAGGUGGACUUAUUACUAGAAAUGUUAAUCAAAAUUUUUCUAAGGGAGCUAACUCUUACUGAACUAACAAAUAAGUGUAAAGUAAAAUGUAGCAUUAUGUUCGUGCCAUUGAUUGUGUCAUUAUAUUGCUUGUAAAGCAUUAUGAUGAGAGUUCAAGGGAGACUUAGUUACACUCUAGGGAAACGUUUUCUGGUGGGAAAAUGGUCACUUUAAAAAAAGAACGUUACUGACAUAUUUACUUGAAUUAAUAGGGAAAGUUUGACUUUAAACCAGUAGUUGUGUAGUGGUGAAAAGUGUAACUUUGAGCCAGUAGUUUGACAGUGAUGAAAAGUGUACCUUUGAGCAAGUAGUGGACCAGCUAGUGGUGUAAAGUGUAACUUUGAGCCAGUAGUGGACAGUGGUGUAAAGUGUAACUUUGAGCCAGUAGUUGAACAGUGAUGAAAAGUGUAACUUUUAGCCAAUAGUGGAACAGUGGUGAAAAGGUGUAACUUUGAGCCAGUAGUUGGACUGGUGAAAAGUGUAACUCUGAGCCAGUUGUUGGACAGUGGUACAUACCAGAAAUGUAACUUUAAAAUGGUUGAUGGAUAGAAUCAUCAAAAAAGAUUAAUACACACUUUGAACAUGCAGUUGGAUAUUGUUAAAAAAAGUUUAACUUUAACAUAAAGCUAUAUUAGGGCAUCAAAAUAGUGUAUUUUUGAACCAGAAGUUGGACUUUAAAGAUGCAGUUGGAUAUUGUUACAAAAAAAAAGUAACUUAAACACACUGUUAGGUUAUGACAUUAUAAGUGGUAACUGUCAGAAAAGCCACAUUCUUGGUCGUGAAAGUGUUUCAAGUUGUGUUGUUUCUAUAACAUAGAUAUACAUUCUGAACAAACAAUGUUUAUAAGACUUUUCAUGUAGGUUCUAGUUGCUAUAUUUGACAGACGAUAAGUUUAGACUGAGUAAAAUAAAAAUGACAUUUUCAGAACAUCGUGCUGGAUAUUACAAAACUGAUUCCCAUACCAGCCUAUAAACUAACCCUUUCAUCCCUAGGUAAUUUUAGUGGACUCUACCAUACAUUUAUUGAGAUGGGUCCAUUAUGGUCUACAGUGGUUAAAGGGCUAAAUGCAGUAAUGUUCUGAUCUUCAUGCUUCAAAAUGUUAUACAUAGAAAACUUCACUAUUUUUCCACUGAACAAGAUAACAUUCACUCUUAUCAAACUUAUAAGUAUUCUACCGUACUCAUGAAACAUAGAUGGUUUUCCAUAAGAACCUGUGAAAUAUCCUCUGAAGUAUUCGGGAGGGGUUGUUUAUAUAUAGAAAUACGGUACCUCCUUUUCUUGUCCGUUCUGAUGUUUUGUGCAAUAAGACUGUAUCGCCCUAAAGUUAUACGUUUUGAUAUUAUUUGUAAGAACACAUUCUACCUCAGAAGAACUCAAAAGUGAUUCUUAUAUUUCAAUCAUGUACUAUAAUUGUAUAUAUAUAUCAUAAAUGAAGCCAUUUGUAUAAUUUACUAAAUGACAUUUCCUGUUUUAUGCAGUGUCUUGUAUUUAAACGGAUCCCUCUUGGCAAAUAUAUCGUUGUUAUUUAAAAGCAUAUCUUAUUGGUGUUUUUUGUUUGUUACGUAAGGUUACAUCUGUUGUUAGUAAUAUUUCCAGAUUGUUUUUCAUGAAUUUUCUUUGAAUUUAAAAUGUACAUUGGCAUCUUAUUAUUUUUUUUUUAAACAAAAACAUAUUACAUCCAAAUAGACUUGGAUUGGAACAUGAAAGGUAAUUUAAAAUUACCCAAAUGCAAAAUAUGUUAAGUUACUAUUUCAAACCAAUGUGCUCAUUAUGAAAUACUGUUAGUUUACUGAUGUUUUAUUCAAGUGUCUUUGUGAUUGCAUGUAUUAAUUGUAUUUUGGGGGGAAUUUCAAUUCAGAAAUGCCUACAAUCUUAGUUUGAAUAUUACCAAUAACAUUUGUGGGAAUGAAUGAAAACAUUGAUAUAUUGGUCAAGAUGGAUCACAAGACUGUUUUUACCUUUUUAAAGGUUCAAUUUUAAAGAUGUUUUCAUUAUAUACCAACAUUCAGGGAUAGCGUGUUUGUGUUUCUUGUGAUGACAUGAGAGAGUAAAAACGAUUUGUGAGACACUGUUGAUGAAUACAUACUGUUUGAUUUGUAUCAGAAAAUGUUGACGUCGAUGUAAAUAUGUAAACAGGAAUACUACUGCCCAGUUACGUGAACUGGAUCUUUGUAGUGGAAACAUUGGUUUUCAAAAUAUUUAAGUUUAAAAAUUUGUAGCCGUCGUGUGUAUGACAAGGAUUUUUUCUUGUUUAUUUUUCAAGGUAAAUAUUUCAAGGGUUAACUAUUUUCAACUGUUCAAAACAGUCAGGUAUUGGACUAUUCCGUCUUUUCGUAUUGCAGAGUUAUCUGCACUUGUGAGCAGGUAUUGAUUGUUACGUCAUUUG
Molecule: messenger RNA, 5297 nt
Organism: Mizuhopecten yessoensis (Yesso scallop)
Lineage: Eukaryota; Metazoa; Mollusca; Bivalvia; Pectinida; Pectinidae
Product: retinoic acid receptor alpha-A-like
Exons: 9
Coding region: 801-2174 (457 amino acids)
Biological process (GO): retinoic acid receptor signaling pathway; regulation of transcription by RNA polymerase II; cellular response to corticotropin-releasing hormone stimulus
Cellular component (GO): transcription regulator complex; nucleus
Molecular function (GO): nuclear receptor activity; RNA polymerase II cis-regulatory region sequence-specific DNA binding; zinc ion binding
Source: RefSeq, a predicted model, not a curated record